Molecule: messenger RNA, 1641 nt
Organism: Candidozyma haemuli
Lineage: Eukaryota; Fungi; Ascomycota; Pichiomycetes; Serinales; Metschnikowiaceae
Gene: AHR1
Product: Zn(II)2Cys6 transcription factor AHR1
Exons: 2
Coding region: 1-1641 (546 amino acids)
Biological process (GO): regulation of DNA-templated transcription
Molecular function (GO): zinc ion binding; DNA-binding transcription factor activity, RNA polymerase II-specific
Source: RefSeq, a predicted model, not a curated record
AUGAAGUGCGACGAGCAGCUCCCGGUUUGCCAAAACUGUCUUACUUCGAAAAGAAAAUGUAUCCGAGGUGUCCGUCUUAAUUUCACGCUGUACACCUUUUAUGAUCCCAAGGAGUCGAUGCCUGAUCCUGUUGAGCUGGGGCCUGAAGCUCAAGCCCCGGUAGACUUAUACUCAGCUCCGAGAUAUUUCGCUUUCCUUGAUCAAUCAGUUGCUGUUUCCACCUACUACAAAGAUGGUAAGGAUGCCUACAGACCCUAUUUGCAUUUACAUUCUCAGCAUGAUCUUAUGGAAGCCUCCCGUCAAAUGAACGUGGAUUGCAACUCCUCGAAAGCGGUAUCCACACUUGAUCCCUCAGAAAACGUUAUAUCAGAAAAUUAUGACAUCACGAAUUUGCUUGCAAAUCCAGAACUCCAAGGCAAGCCUAGCGACUUUACCUUGGACUACCACUCGGCCCGUUCAAGUUUUCUGCACCACGAACAGAGACGUUCGUCUGUGGAGUUGUUAAAUGAACUUCCAGCUGAAUCUUCUGUUGAUGCCCAGUUAUUCACCGAGUUAAUACACACCUAUAGAUACUAUUGGUUGCUAGACAUCUUCAACGAGAUUCACUGGUGGAAGGUGUUGGUGCCCAACUACUGUGUGAGGUUGGCUCAGGCUGCAGAGGUGGAGGGUAAAACACCCCCAGGGUCGUCGUUCUUGCUCAUAAACUGCUUACUUGUUUGCGCCGACACUGCCUCUCUCGAAGACAUACUUCGUGUAACCGAAAACCAGUCCAAUGAAUGGGAGUUUUUCGAAACGAGAGAGGUUAACAUGUCGACGUUCAGAGCCUUCGAGAGGGUUUUGCUUAGUGUUACCCUCGUAACGCUAGCGUUGUUUAUCCAGCUCACCUUAAGGCAAACGUUGGUUCUUGACAAAAACUUCCAAUUAAUUUUAGCCAACCAGGGCAAACUCUUUCAAAAGCUUAUGCUUCGGCUCACCCAAGUGCCAGCUGGCCGGAUGAAAAAAUUGAAGCAGUCACCCCUUACAGUCGAAAGCGUCAAGGCCAUGACGAUUUUACGUUUCAUGAUCAAGGUGAAUAUCCAGAGAAGAAACGCUGCCUUUUCUUACUCCCUUGUGCCGACAGACCCAGAAUCCAUUUCACAAACAGUCAUAGACUACUCGCCAACCCAAGCAAUUGACUGGAGCUAUUUCUUCACCAUCACGCCAUAUGAGACAGAACUACUCAAUAAUGGCUUCGCCAACUUUGAUAUGCCUCAGGUGGCUCCAUACAGCCUCCGGAGCCAACCAGGUGGUUCUUCGGAUGCUAAAAAGUUAAGAGAUCUGUUUUGGGAAAUUAUUAAGGCCGACUAUGUGUACGAUAAUGUUGAACUACGGGGGCUCUUCUCGACCAAUGAACCAGCAUUGCAAACACUCAGAGAAACAGAUGUUAACACAGGCAACCAACCAAGAAGUUCGUUUGUUCGUUCGAACGAAAGGAGCUUAGCGAUGAACUUUUUAUCACAACAUCUUAAUAGGGUCCAACAGUUCUCGAGUAACGACUCGGUAGCAGGCUGUGCCAAUCUAUUUCGAUUGAUUGAUGAUUCGUCUAUGGAAAAACCGAUUAAAGCACAGUGGCAUCGUCAUUUCUCUUGGGUGUUUGAAUAA